AUGCCUGUGGUGCCAGUGGGCGGGACAUCCUCCUCCCACCGUGUUGUACCUGUUGCCCUCACCUGCUCGUGGCUGUUUCUGCUCUUUCACAUUACCUUUGGUGAGAAACCUGCCAAACUGCCCUUGAUCAAUCGGAAGCCCUUCAUCGCGGCCUGGAACGCCCCUCUCGACAUGUGCACCAUCAAGUACAAUGUCACCGCCAACCUCGACCGUCUUUUCCACAUCCAUGGGAGCCCACGUGCUGGUUGGACAGGCCAGAAUGUCACCAUUUUCUAUGCGAACCGGCUGGGAAACUACCCUUACUACACCCCGCACGGCGACCCUGUGCAUGGAGGCCUACCACAGAACUGCAGCCUGGACAUGCACCUGCUGAAGGCCUACCAGGACAUCAACCACUUCAUCCCUGCAGAGGACUUCCGUGGCUUGGCUGUCAUCGACUGGGAGUACUGGCGGCCUCAGUGGAGCCGUAACUGGCACAAAAAGGACAUCUACCGGCAAAAGUCUAGGGAGCUGACCGCCAAGGCUUACGUCAACGUGACGGCGGCGCAGGUGGAGGAGCUGGCACGGCGGAGAUUUGAGAAGAGUGCCAGGGCAUUCAUGCAGAGGACUAUUCAGCUGGGGACACGCCUUCGCCCCAAUGGGCUCUGGGGUUUCUACCUCUACCCUGACUGCCACAACUACAACAUGCAUGAUCAGAACUACACAGGCUUCUGCCCCCUGCUGGAGAGCAUGAGGAACGACGAGCUGGGGUGGUUGUGGAACAGCAGCACGGCGCUCUUUCCCUCGGUGGCAAUCAGGAAAAGUCACACAAACAGUAUUGGCAACCUUCACUUCUCCCAGCACAGGAUCAGAGAGUCGCUCCGUGUUGCCUCGCUUACCUCGAAAGAGUAUGACCUCCCCACAUACGUGUACCUGAGGCUGGGAUACCGGGAUGAGGCCAUGGCCUUCCUCACAGCAAAAGACUUGAUCCACACCAUCGGGGAGAGUGCUGCUCUGGGUGCUGCGGGAUUUGUCAUUUGGGGCGACCUGAACUUGACCUCAUCCAGGUCUAACUGCUCCAAAGUGAAGACAUUCCUGAGCUACCGCCUGGGUAAGUACAUCAUGAACGUGACGCGAGCAGCUGAGGUCUGCAGCGACUUCUUGUGCCAGAGCAACGGCCGCUGCGUCCGGCGGGACCCCCGCGCCCGCCAUUAUCUCCACCUGAGCGCCAAAAGCUACAAAAUCAGUUCCUCUAGCAAUGUGGAGUUCACUGUCACCGGGUGGCACUCUCAACACGACCUGCAGCUGCUGACAGAGAGGUUUCGCUGUCACUGUUACGAAGGUCACGAGGGCGAAACCUGCGAAAGCAUCAACAAAGUGAAGGAGGAUGAUGGGCCGUGGAGGGAGGGGGAGAAGGACGAGCAGGAGAGGAGGAGGACGGAGUGGGAGUUCGAGCAGGAUGAACAACGGGAAAUAGGGAAGAGUGCGGCGCCCCCAGGUGGCUUCAGCCUUCACAUCAUGUUGCUGCUGCUCCUGUUAAACUUAGCGUUUGUAAAGACAGUCGUAUGA
Limanda limanda (common dab) is the source of this 1548-nucleotide messenger RNA. It is a transcript of the gene hyal4, whose product is annotated as hyaluronidase 4. NCBI's taxonomy places the organism in Eukaryota, Metazoa, Chordata, Actinopteri, Pleuronectiformes, Pleuronectidae. The coding region runs from base 1 to 1548 and encodes 515 amino acids. The record is from RefSeq and is a predicted model, not a curated record. The transcript is spliced from 3 exons. Gene Ontology annotation, molecular function: hyalurononglucosaminidase activity. Gene Ontology annotation, biological process: carbohydrate metabolic process; hyaluronan catabolic process.